UACGGCUGUGCUGAGAAGCGGACGCAGCGCUGUUCUGGGGAGUGUGCCUGCUAAGUUUUUAGAGCACUAUCAAACAACUCCGUUUUAAGACGGUGAAAUGAACGCUCGGAGGACGCGAACCAGAAGACCUUGUCGGAAAACAGUACCGGUGACCGUAUGAGUGUUGGUUCGACGGACUAAGAAAUGGGGCAGACGUCGGUUUCCACCUUGUCUCAAAGUCCGAGUCUUGAUGGACUGCAGAAUGCAACCCAUGCAAACUUGGACGCGGUCAUCACAGAUGCCCAGUCGCCGCCUCUGAAGCGGGGAGGAAAGCUGUCCUCCCUUGGCAAGAUCUUCAAACCCUGGAAAUGGCGCAAGAAGAAAACCAGCGACAAGUUCCAGGACCUCUCCAAAGUGCUGGAGAGGAAAAUCUCUACCCGACAGACCAGAGAGGAGCUGAUCCGAAAGGGAGUCCUGAUUCCUGAGCAAGACUCAGAGGAGCCCAUAAGCUCAAAUGGACAUACUGCGCCCAUCAGCAUGGAGCCUGUGACGGAGGAGGUCCAAGUGGAUAUCGAGGUGCAGAGUGACACACAGGGAGACGCCGAUGACAAAACAGUAGGAGGUGCUGUGUCUGCCUCUACACCCGUAGAGAAGAAUGACAAAAGACCUAUCACAAAGGGGAACGGAUCUCAAGUGCUGGCGACACUCACUAAAAAGUCACAGACAGCUCCCAAAAUGAACAUUGGGGCAUCAGGUACAGGAAGGAAGGAGGGCUCUAGUGACGGAAAGUUUUCCAAAAGCAGUAGUAAGCAGCCGUCUGCCCUGCCCUCCAAACAAAACCCUUCAAACAUGAGAAGUGGAAUUGCCAAAUCCUCCCACCCCAAGAAACUGACAGCAGCUUCCAAGAGCACAUCCCAGCCCACUCCACUGUCAGCCUCAGCAACACAAAGUAGGGACUCCAAGGAAAGGGCUGUGGCAAAGAGUGGGGUCCCAGACCCGGCAAGCGCCGAGAAGAAGCGAGGGAAGCACGUGGACACCGGCAGGUCUGUGACCGUGCCCAAGGCCGUGCCUGAGGCAGAGAGCCCUUUGGUGGAUGGCCCAGAGCUCGGCUUGCAGGAAGAGGUCCCAGUUCAGCAGCCAAAGGCAAGUGCAGAGGAGAAUCCUGUUCAGGACAGUCCAUCGCUGCCUGGGGUGGACUCCCAGAGCCUCCCUGUGGAGUCAGGUGAGGAUCUGUCCAAUAGCCACAGUUUGACAGAGGACAUAUGCUUCACGGAGUCCCCCAGCAAGGCUCUCUCAGACUGCCCCAAGGACCCUCUGUGUGAUGCCAGAGAUGGGGAUGGUGAAGGACGUCAAUCAGGCAGCACAGACAGCCCUGCAGAGAGCUCCCCGCAGCCCAAGAGCAAGCCAAGGGGGAUGGAGGACGAGCAGAAGGCCCGCAUUUCCAUCCCAGACAAUCCCGAGGUGACGGUCAUUCCUGACGACAGCAAGGAGUGCCACACCAGUGACUCAGACUCUGAUGGCCCCAUUCUUUACAGGGACGGAAAUGAGGAUGAUGAGGAAGACGAGUACACCUCAAGCUCUCUCUCCAGCAAAAUCCGACGGAGGGACACGCUGGCAAUCAAGCUCGGAAACCGGCCAAGCAAGCGAGAGCUGGAAGAGAAGAACAUCCUGCCCCGCACCUCAGAGGUGGAGAGGCAGGAGCUGAGGCAGCAGAUCGGAUGCAGACUGGUGAGACGACUGAGUCAGAGGCCCACCACGGAGGAGCUGGAGCAGAGGAACAUUCUCAAACAGAAGAACGAAGAGGAGGAGCAUGAAGCCAAACAGGAGAUUAAAAGAAGACUCACUCGAAAGUUGAGUGUGAGACCCACAGUUGCGGAGCUGGUGGCCCGGCGGAUCCUGCGCUUCAAUGAGUACGUGGAAGUCACAGAUGCCAAGGACUAUGACCGUCGUGCUGACAAGCCGUGGACCAGGCUGACUCCAGCCGAUAAAGCUGCUAUUCGGAAGGAGCUCAAUGAGUUUAAAAGCAAGGAGAUGGAAGUGCAUGAAGAAAGCAAACAGUUCACAAGGUUCCAUCGCCCCUGAUGCCAGGGAUAUCCAGGGUCCAAGACACAGCUCACAAAGGACUUGCUGGAAGCCCCAGCAAGGGCCACAAAGACCCACUGGCCUGGGCCCUCACAUACUGGAAACAGAAUUAAUGCCAUGGAUCUCUACAACUUGGAGGACAGUCCACCUCCAGUUAGAUAAAUCAGUGGCUGGCUUCUGGACAUGACUAUCUGGCUCAGGCUGUGUAUCUUAAACUGCCUGACAGAAGGACAGUGUAUAUAAACACUUUGAAUGUGGAAGGAGUCUCUGUACUGCCAGGAAUGAGCUGAACAGCCCAAAGACCUAGAUUUUUUUUAUUGGCAUCUCUCUUGGAGGAUACAUUAUUGUGACCAAUGGAGGGACAGUACCCAACGCACAUGGCCGUGUACAUGUCCUCUUUUUUUUUUUUUUUUAAAUAAAAUCCAGGAAAGGGUAUACAUUUAUAAAUAUUGGCAUAGUAACACCACACUGUGUCAAUAAAUGUCAACAGCAUGUUUGUCAGGAGAUGCAUGCUAAGCAUUAAUACUUGUCCAUAAGUGUAAAUCAGACAAAAAAUUGGAUAUUUGUAAAUGUAUAUUUGCACCAUGCCUCAUAAAAUAAGAGGAUUUUAUGCACUUUGGGAGAAGGUAAAGCAUAUUGCCAUCAUGAGUGUCCAUCUAGAGUGUCCACACUUACAUUUUGUUCAUCCCUGGGCUGCUAGGUUAGGCAGACUGAAAGUACUAUACGCAGACUUGUUUUAACAAAAAGUAUUGUAAAGUAAAGUAU
This is a messenger RNA of Megalops cyprinoides (Indo-Pacific tarpon), 2826 nucleotides long. RefSeq names its product phosphatase and actin regulator 2-like. Bases 184 to 2061 code for a protein of 625 amino acids. Gene Ontology annotation, biological process: actin cytoskeleton organization. Gene Ontology annotation, molecular function: actin binding. Lineage: Eukaryota; Metazoa; Chordata; Actinopteri; Elopiformes; Megalopidae. The transcript is spliced from 13 exons. The record is from RefSeq and is a predicted model, not a curated record.